This is a messenger RNA of Orbicella faveolata, 2773 nucleotides long. RefSeq lists its product as uncharacterized. Lineage: Eukaryota; Metazoa; Cnidaria; Anthozoa; Scleractinia; Merulinidae. The record is from RefSeq and is a predicted model, not a curated record.
AAACUUAAUUGUAAGCAUGUCAAAUCAUCGGGGAAAGGGUGAAGAAACAACAAGUGAAAAGAAACGUGGAGACUUUGCGCAUGCAACAUUUGGCAAUACUUCACGUAAGACAGAGAAUGAAACAAGAACUAAUGAGGGUCUGAGUGAUCCCUUAACGAAAGAAGAUUAUAGUGAAACAGGUGUCAAAGAGAUUUUAAGCCCUUCGAUUAAAAUCUUCAACGACGAAAUCACUCCACUUUCUAACCUAGGGAAUAACAGCGAUCUCUAUCAUGAUUCGAACUAUCCUCAGUUAAUGGAGAGUAAAAGCCUCAAGAAUCAGCGUAGUGUGUUUAAAUUGCUGUUCGAAGAAGACCAGGAUGGCUUAGGAGAGUUCCCUACAGGAUCCGAUUGUCCUUAUAUGGGCCUAAGGAAACUUAAGAACUCUACACAGAGCGCAGAGCAGAAAGAGGAGAAGAGAGUAUCCUGCAUUUUGCACAAACCAACGGAAAAAGAUUGUAAACAGGCUGCAAAGGAAUACGAAAUUCACAAGAAAACUAUAGAGUGUGUCCAAGGACAAAACCAAGAAAUUUGCACCAUAGAAGAAACGUGGAGGACGAGUCCCGAGAGUGAACUGACGAUUCACUGUGAUUUAUCACCCUGCAAGGGACAUCCCGUAAGCGUUACGGGAAUUCACCCAAUGGAGGGCAUAGUGGACAAAGCUAAAGAGGAAUAUAACUUCAACAACUCCAAAGCGCUUGAAAGGUUCCUCGCUCACUUUAUAAUCGUCAACACGCUACGAAGGUUCAGCUUUUGCUUUCUUAGUUGCAAAACUGGGCGUAAAAAGUACGUUUCACAGAUUCUGACUUUCCCUCCGUUGCUAGAGAUAGAAAACUCAGAGUUUCUACCAAACAAGAAAGAGGAGAUUCUUAUUAAUCUUAACAUUGUGGUUUUGGAUUCCGUUUCGCGCGCGCAUUUUUAUCGCUCGCUCCCUAAAACGGUCAGCACUCUUAGAAACAUAGUUUACAACGAGUCUAUCAAAGCGACUGCGUUAGACUUUGAGUUAUUGCAAAGUUCAGCGCCGUUCACGUUCCACAAUAUCCGAGCAUUUAUGUCUGGCAAAAGCGAUUUUAAUUAUGUCGAGCAUUCAAAUGGAACUUACGAGAUAGAAGUUUUGUACAAAAAGUUGAAAAAUCAAGGUUACUACACCCUCCUACAAGAGGACAGUUGUUGGUUUGAUGAAUGGGGUUCCUUAUUCACGAACAACGUGUUCCAAAAUAAAACGCCGCGUAGCUUUGAGGAAUUUGAAUUGCGAUGGGGACGAUUUCAGGACACUAUCAAUGACUAUAACGUCGACGACUUCGGCUUGUCGCAUUCCUCAUGCGAGGUAUUCAAACAGUACAACGUCACCAAUCAGUUUAAUCGACCGCGGAGAAUUUGCUAUGGAGGGAAAGUUUAUUCCGAGCAUUUCUUAGACUACUCGUUGAGUAUUUUUCAAGGCUAUAUUGAUUCUGGGCGAAGACAGCCAGUUUUCGCUUAUACUCAUCUCAGCCCUGGACACGAGGUGACAGGCACACGAAUACAACAAAUUGACGCCGCCCUCUCGGGGUACUUAUACUCCAUUGCCCACGAAGAAGACACGUUAACUAUUUUAUUUUCCGAUCACGGCCCCAAGACGACGUCAUACUCUUUCAAGACUAUGGAAGGGCGAGGGGAAAUUUAUGAUUCGCUUCUCUUUGCCAUCGUUCCAGAGAAAGUCGCUAAUAUUCUUGGAGUGAGACGCAUGGGCGCCAUGGUAACAAACCAAAGACGCCUUCUAACUACUUUAGAUCUUCAUAAUGCAAUAAUGUCAAUUGGAGAUUCAGAAAGAUCCGCUUCUGGCUCAUAUCUCGACGACGGAAUAUUCUCAGAGAUACCUCCUAAUCGGACAUGCGCAGAUUUAUCAAUCAAAGCUGCGGCCGUUUGCAAGUGCGAGGGCUGGGAACAAAUGUUUAAGGAUAAUGACCCACAGUUCAUUUUUCUUGCUGAAUUUGCUUUAGGGAAUCUUAAUAACAAUAUUCAAAUGAAUUUCGUUACAACUCCUAAUAUAACAGGCGGGUUUGGAAAGUGCCAAAGGUUAGUUGGACACAGUUUUGAAAAAAUUCGCAGGAGGGAAGUUGGAGAAAACUAUUUGCUAACGAUGGACUUAGUCGUUGAACCAGGAAAAGAGAUAUUUGAAGUUCAAGUGAGUUACCCGGUGGGAACUUCAGCUAACGGGCGGAAUAACUUCUCAAGGAUAACUGGUAUCCGAAGGGUUAGUAUUUAUCGCAGGUACGAGAAAUGCGUAGACAAACGUGUCAAAGUAGAAUCGUGCGUUUGUGACUCAAAGAAUCAUGGGAGAAAUAUUAGCAACACAAAUUCUUGGAGAUGGUUUGAGAUACAAACCGGGUCAGACGUGUUAGAAACCGUGUUUAGAGCCAACAGUUUUGGUACAAAUUCCGAAGUUAAAGACUUGAACGAAUCGUGUUUGUUGUUAGUCACGAGAAAGCGCGAAAAUCUAGGCGUCACGUUUGAAAUAGCCAACGCCUGCGCCAAGCGAAAAUACAAAGUGAGAAUUACAGGAAAGGGUAAAGGAACAGCCAUCGUUACAAGAAAACUUCCUCUUUCCAUGAUUUUAGAACCGAAGACCGUUCAUUUUGUGAUGAGCGUUCAUUACGUACAAAAACCGUUUGGUUUCUACUUAAAGACUUCGUUUGUGGGUUACAAUGUAUAAUAGUAGCUUAUCUAGCAAAGAUCUGCAUACUUUUGACUUAAUAAA